Messenger RNA from Uloborus diversus, 4215 nucleotides. Its product is annotated as smoothelin-like. The transcript has 10 exons. Gene Ontology annotation, molecular function: protein binding. Gene Ontology annotation, cellular component: microtubule organizing center; filamentous actin. Gene Ontology annotation, biological process: actin cytoskeleton organization. The coding region runs from base 156 to 1250 and encodes 364 amino acids. Lineage: Eukaryota; Metazoa; Arthropoda; Arachnida; Araneae; Uloboridae. The record is from RefSeq and is a predicted model, not a curated record.
AAAGGCGGAGUGGGAUAACGAUUCAGUGUAUCCAAAGCUUCAGUCAACUUUGUCUCUGAAGCUAACAGCUAAUUGUAGGGAUAUUUUUUCUAGUUAGCUUUUUAUCUCGAGUAAUGAAAUUUUCUUAAGGUGCUAAAAAUUGAUUUUUAUCUAAAAUGAAUUGCCUCCUUUAUGAACAAGUACAAGUCUCAAGCACAAAGGGUACAAAACUUGCGAGUAUGGCAGAAGUCGUUAAUGGAGUUAAUUUAUCCACAUUGUCAUCUGAAGAAGAACUUUACAAAUUGUUGGAUGCCACUGAAGAUUUUGAUGAAAGGAAAAAAGUCCGAAAUCGUUUGCGGCAAUUGCAAGCAGAACUUCGAGUUCAAAGAGAUGAAGCGAUGAAGAAACGAGAAGAGGAGAGAGAGCAGAUGAUCCUACAGCGGAAGAAGGAUGCGGAUGAACAAAAACGGAGGAUGCUGGCCAUGUACGAUCAGAUGGCCAAGUCAUCACCGGCUGGAGGACCGAAAGUAAUGGAUGUCAACAUAUACAAAAAUGCCAAACCUUCUCAAGAGCAAGUUUUACAAGCACCACCAAAGCGAGAUUUAGUGGAAGAAGCAAUCCAACAGAGGAAAUGGGAAGCAGAAGAAAGGAGGAGAAAAAUGUUAGCUGCUUAUGAUGCAGCAGCCAGAUCUGGACAGCCCGGACCUAAAUCACCGGACUUCAAUGCCAUUAACGAAUCUACCUCAGCUCCAGUGACACCUGUUGUGAAGAAAGCACCAGUGGAUUGCACGUUUGGAAGUAUUUUACCGAAGCAAACUCAGAACAAUCAGAAACUCUCGGCCAAGGCCAAGUUUCAGCAGAUGGAUGCCGUCCAAAACAAGCACUCCCCAUCAAGACCCAAUUUUCAGAACAGAGGUGGUAACGUGAUGCGAAGUGCGAGUGAUAUCAAAGAUAUGCUGCUUCACUGGUGCAAAAGCAAGACUCGAGAGUAUGAGAAAGUGGAUAUCACGAAUUUCUCUACCUCGUGGAAUGAUGGAAUGGCUUUCUGCGCCCUUAUUCACCAUUUUUAUCCAGAUGCUUUCGAUUUUGAAUCUCUCAAUCCCAAAAACAGGAGAUACAACUUUGAUCUCGCCUUUCGGAUUGCGGAAGAAAAAGCAGACAUUGCUCCACUACUGGACGUAGAAGAUAUGGUGCUGAUGAAAAAGCCAGACUGGAAAUGUGUUUUUACUUAUGUACAAAGUUUUUACAGAAAACUUCACGACAAAGACUAAUGUAAGAGUAUCUUCCAAAGAUGGAUAUAUUUUUUAAAGAGCUUUCUUACAAAGAACUGACAACUGAUCUGCGACGUCAGUUACAUUUUAUAAACUAUUCAUGGAACUUUUUAUCAUUUUAGUAGAUUGCUGAAAGUACUGCUUUAUUUGUAUGUGAGAGUUUUAAAAAAAAAAGUAGUUACUGGACUAAUGCUAGCUGAAUGUCAGCUAGAUUCCUAUUCAAAGGAUAUCGUUUGUGAUGUGAAUUUAGUUCCAUUAUUAAUUACCGAAAGCGAUGUUGUAUGAAUGUAUGAGAGAAUAAAAUGAAGUUAAUAUUCCUAAACACCAUUCUAAAUUGGACGAAACGAGUUUUGAUGAUGCCGUUGAAAAUUGCUGUUUAUAUUUUGAAAUGAAUAGCAAAUGUUGAAAAGAGGAUAGAGGUUAUUCAUUAAUUACGUAAGGAUGAUUUUGGCCAUUUUUACCCCUCUCCCCAUGUAAGGGUACGUAAGAUUUUUCUAACCCCUCCCCCCCCCCCCCCUGUUCUUACGUAAGAUUCCAUUCCGUUUUUCGAAAUACUAAAAUAACGAAUCUUACAACACAGGAAUCGUUUUUAAAUUCACUAUUAUUAAAUUAAAAAUUUUUGUGUAAAGAAAUAUUUACUAAAAAAUUAGAAUUUAGACUGAAUAUUUUUUCGACAUUUUUUUUUUUUUUUUUUUUGAUGCGAUAUGAUUUAAAAAUAAAACCUGCCAUACAUAGUGAGAUUCUUUUUUUUUUAUUUUACACUAUUUAUUCACUGUGAAACAAAUAAAAAACAGCUUAUCCUAAUACGUUUUUUACCCGUCAGACGCAAAUGAUUUCUGCCAAACCACAAGACCACGCGAUUUCUAAUGUAAAAUAUCGACUUGGAAAAUACUACGUAAGAAUGGGUUUGACCCCUCCCCCCCCCCCUUCCAAAGUAAGGAUAUGUAAAGAUUUUUCAAACCCCCUCCCCCUCGAGACCCUUACGUAAUUGAUGAAUGUGGCACCCUAUCUCAAGGUUAUUCAAAAUUGGUUUUUUGCUUUUUUUAUGUGUUCAUAUUUUUCUAUAUUAACAUUUUUUGAGCCAAUAGAUUGAUAUCCGGUUUUCACCCUAGUGAAAAAGCACAUGACUUUCUGCAGCAAAUUCGAAAAAAGCUCUUAUUUUACAGAGCAAAGAGCUUUUUGAAGACUUCUGAAAGUAUUUUGAAGGUUUCUUAAAGCUUUUGAAAUCUUUUCUGAAGGUAUUCUGCUGUGGCCGACAGAUGUUCGUCAAAGAUUAUUAGUAAAAACAUUAUGGUAGCUCUUUUUUUUUUUUUUUUUUGUAUGAUAAUCUAAUUCCAAUCCAUAAUAACACUACACAAUGCAGUGAAAAGUAGUUUUUUUUUUUUUUUUUUCCUUUUUAAACAUGCGAAUGAUGCAGAGUAAAAUAAUGCUAUUUUUACUACUGAAAUAAUCGGAUAAACUUCGAGGACUGAUUUUAGAAAUCUGUACUGUCCAACAACGGAUUGUAUGGAAUUUUCAAACGUCCAGAUGAGACGAAUCUAUCUGAAUGAGGGGGAAAAGUGCGCAUAUUCCGCUCAUUUGAAUGAGACUCUGCUUCUGCAAAAGCUGACAUCGCUAAAAAUAAUAGAUUUGUUUAUUUCCGGUUGUAAAAUGGAUGUUUGCCUUUCUAUACAAUCCGUGGUCAGACUAUAACAAUCAUUUUCGCACUCAAAUUUUCCAUCGUGGAUACUAUUUUGCCUUAUUGUGGCGUAGUUGUCGACAAUGUUACAAAAAAAGGGGGGGGAUACUUAAAUUAGUCAAAUAAUUCAACUUUUUUUUUUUGCCACCUGCAAAAAUUUUAAUUUUUAGAAUUGAGUCCGUUUCGAAAUUUGAAAUUCAAGUAUAUAGUCUCAAAUCUUUGUUUCUACUUAUCUAAAUCCUUCUUAAUUUUUCUAGUUUAAUGUUUUGAGUCCGGUACAGAAUUGGUCUCAGUUAGCAUUAAAAGUUCAGGAAUCAAGGUUUGAAUUGGAACUUGAUUGCGCCGUCCCAUGGGAUUAGGAUUGAAUUUUUCGAUAUUAAUUCCUAAAACAUUUCUAUCUUCAAGCUGGGCCUUAGACUAUUUCGCUCCUGAAAAUAAGUUCUGAAGUCUUUUAAGGCGUUUCGCAUUUCUUGCGCUUGAAAUUAAGCACUGGCUUGAAAUUAAGCACAGUCGUAAACCAAAAAUGUCAGCUUUUUCAAUCUAAGCCUGCUUUCAGAGCCAUGUCCGGGACAUGUUUAGCUCCCGAAUUGUAACAUCACCACAGUAUAGUGAAACCUUUUUCAUUUUAUUUUGUUAGACAUAAAUUAACACCAUACUUGAUAAGAGUACCAAUAGAUCUCAAAUUAAAUUCGUGAAAUUUAAUGACGUUUGGGAGGAUAGAAACACAUUUUGGCAUGAUUGCAACCGCAUUACAUCCGAUUCCACAGUGUACUGAAGCGCGGUGCAACAGUUGUUUCUAGUGAUUACGAGUUGCCUGUAAAACUUUACCUUAAAGUGUACUUGUUGUAAUUGCUUCAACGUGAAACAUGAGUAAUUUCAAAGCAAAAAUGGGGGAAAAGAAACUUAUAACGAACAUUGAUUCAUUUAGAUAGAAAGAAAAUGCACAUUGACAAAUAGACCGCUGUUUAAAACUUCAUAUUUUAUCAUUUAACUUGCGUUAAUUCUUCUACUAAAAUCAAGAUAAACAAAGACUACUAAGAUUAAGAAAUUAAGCCCAUCGUUAGACCAGUAAACCCAGUUCAUGUGAUUGAAGUUCAUAAGAAUGGGUUAGAAAGUCGUGUUUUUUUUUUUUUUUUUUUUAAAUUUAUGGUAUAUUCUGUUUUGUUUCUAAGUCUUUUAUAAAAAGAAUUCAAACUUAUUCAAUCAUGUUUUGAACGAAAAUUGGUCUCUUCCGACUAAAAAGUGUUCAAUUUUAUAUUUAUUUUGCAAUGUACAAAACUUUGUCAA